This is a messenger RNA of Plodia interpunctella (Indianmeal moth), 1063 nucleotides long. It is a transcript of the gene Trm7-32, whose product is annotated as tRNA methyltransferase 7-32. Gene Ontology annotation, molecular function: tRNA methyltransferase activity. The transcript has a single exon. The record is from RefSeq and is a predicted model, not a curated record. Gene Ontology annotation, biological process: tRNA methylation; cytoplasmic translation. The coding region runs from base 113 to 985 and encodes 290 amino acids. NCBI's taxonomy places the organism in Eukaryota, Metazoa, Arthropoda, Insecta, Lepidoptera, Pyralidae. Gene Ontology annotation, cellular component: cytoplasm.
CGUACCUAGUGAAGUGGAACUCGAAGUAGGUACAACUACCUAACUACUAGAAAAAGUAUGAGAAAGUUUUUGUAGUUUAAAGUUUAGUCUAAAUAAACAACACAUUUUGAAAAUGGGUAAAACGUCGAAGGAUAAAAGGGACAUAUACUAUAGGUUAGCUAAAGAAGAAGGUUGGCGUGCUAGAAGUGCAUUUAAACUAUUGCAAAUAAAUGAAGAGUACAACAUAUUUGAAGGCGUUUUGCGAGCUGUAGACCUUUGUGCAGCGCCAGGAAGUUGGAGUCAGGUACUAACCAAGAAAUUAAGAAAAAACACUACAGAUGACGAUAAGGUUAAGAUAGUGGCCGUCGAUUUACAGGCCAUGGCGGCUUUACCUGGGGUUAAACAAAUACAAGGAGACAUCACAAAGCUAUCUACAGCAAAUGAAAUCAUCAAAGAAUUUGAAGGACUAAAAGCUGAUUUAGUGGUAUGCGAUGGCGCUCCCGAUGUGACAGGGCUUCACGAUAUCGACGAAUAUGUGCAAUCUCAGCUUCUAUUGGCUGCCUUGAAUAUAACCACACAUGUGCUUAAAGUUGGUGGCGUAUUUGUAGCCAAAAUAUUCAGAGGAAAGGAUGUUACACUGUUAUAUUCACAGCUAAAACAAUUUUUUGAAUAUGUUACAGUCUCAAAGCCUAGAAGUUCGAGAAACUCUAGUAUAGAAGCUUUUGUGAUUUGCCAGAACUAUCAGCCACCAGAAGGAUACACACCAACUAUGGUUAACCCACUGUUAGACCACAAAUAUUGUGAUUUUAAUCAAUUUACUGGUCCAAAUAGGUUCAUUGUACCAUUUAAUGCAUGCGGUGAUUUAAGUGCAUAUGACUCUGAUACUUCAUAUCCUUUAUUGUUGGAAGGACAAACUAGCUAUGAAUAUAAAGAGCCUGUUCAGUCUCCUAUAAACCCCCCAUAUAAGGAAAUACUAGAGAAAACUAAGAACAUGCAAUUAAAUUAAAUGUAUGUUAUAUAUUUACCAAUUUUCAAUAAGUCAUAGGAGUAUGUACUUUAAUCAUAAUACAUUAAUAAACAAUAA